GUUAACCAAAACAAUCAAAUUUGUUCAUCUUCCCACCACCCUUAAAUUAUAUCUUCUUCUAUAUAUACAACUUUGCUUCCUCUCUUCCAUUUCAAUUCAUUUCUCAUCCUUUCAAUCUUCUCCAUUUGGACAAUAAGUGAUGGAUCAUAUCAUCAAUGGAAGCUUUGAACUUGAAGUGAAACAAGGUGAACCGAUUGUAGUUCCACCGGCUAAGGAAACUGAGAAGGGUUUUUAUUUCCUUUCUAAUCUCGACCAGAAUAUUGCUGUUAUAGUUCGCACCAUCUAUUCAUUUAAGUCAGAUGUUAAAGGAAAUGAAUCAGCAGCCAAAGUGAUUAAGGAUGCUUUGUCUGAGGUUCUUGUUCAUUAUUACCCAUUUGCUGGAAGACUCACAAUUAGUCCUCAAGGUAAACUUAUUGUUGAUUGUAAUGGAGAAGGGGCGGUUUUUGUUGAGGCAGAAGCAAAUUGUAAUUUGGAUGAAAUUGGUGAUGAUACUAAACCUGAUCCUGUUACACUUGGAAAACUUGUUUAUGAUAUUCCUGGUGCUAAAAACAUUCUUCAAAUUCCUCCUCUAGUUGCUCAAGUUACUAAGUUCAAGUGUGGAGGAUUUGUUCUUGGGUUAGGAUUGAACCAUUGCAUGUCAGAUGGAGUUGCUGCCAUGGAUUUUGUCAACUCAUGGGGAGAAAUUGCAAGAGGGUUACCUUUAAAGGUGACACCUUUUCUUGACAGAAGUAUUCUUAAAGCUAGAGAUGUCCCAAAACAUGAAUACCCACAUCUUGAAUUUGCUGAAAUUCAAGAUAUUUCCAAAACCAAUGAUCUCUACGAUCAAGAAAUGCUAUACAGAUCAUUCUGUUUCGAUGUUGACAAACUAGAGAAGUUAAAAGAGAAAGCAAUGGAAGAUGGUUAUCUAAACAAGAAAUGUACAUCAUUUGAAGCUCUAUCAGCUUUCGUAUGGAAAGCAAGAACUCAAUCAUUAAACAUGAAACCAGAUCAACAGACCAAGCUUUUAUUCGCCGUCGACGGUCGUUCAAGAUUCCAGCCACCUUUGCCAGAAGGGUAUUUCGGGAACGGAAUUGUAUUAACGAAUUCACUUUGUUUCGCCGGCGAUCUUGUAAACAAACCAUUGUCUUUUGGUGUUGAACUUGUUCAAGAUGCUGUCAAAAUGGUGACUGAUGAUUAUAUGAGAUCUGCCAUUGAUUAUUUUGAAGUUACAAGAAUGAGACCAUCUUUGAAUGCAACUCUUUUGAUUACGACAUGGUCGAGAUUGUCAUUUCAUACGACUGAUUUUGGAUGGGGACAACCGAUUCUUUCUGGGCCGGUGGCUUUGCCGGAGAAGGAAGUGAUUCUGUUUCUUUCUCAUGGUAGAGAAAGGAAAUCUGUUAAUGUUCUUCUUGGUUUGCCUGCUCAUGCUAUGAAGAUCUUUCAAGAACUUAUGAUCAUGAUCUAGAAGAUGAUGAUGAACAAAGAAUAAGAGAUUAUUUAUGUUUUCAGUAUUUUUUUUUUUUUGUGAAUUUUAUUGGUGUUGUUAUUUGUUUUUUGCAUUG
Molecule: messenger RNA, 1541 nt
Organism: Impatiens glandulifera
Lineage: Eukaryota; Viridiplantae; Streptophyta; Magnoliopsida; Ericales; Balsaminaceae
Product: omega-hydroxypalmitate O-feruloyl transferase-like
Exons: 3
Coding region: 140-1444 (434 amino acids)
Molecular function (GO): acyltransferase activity, transferring groups other than amino-acyl groups
Source: RefSeq, a predicted model, not a curated record